Gymnogyps californianus (California condor) is the source of this 351-nucleotide messenger RNA. RefSeq names its product ATP synthase F1 subunit epsilon (gene ATP5F1E). Bases 49 to 204 code for a protein of 51 amino acids. Gene Ontology annotation, biological process: proton motive force-driven mitochondrial ATP synthesis. Gene Ontology annotation, molecular function: proton-transporting ATP synthase activity, rotational mechanism. Gene Ontology annotation, cellular component: mitochondrial inner membrane. The record is from RefSeq and is a predicted model, not a curated record. The transcript has 3 exons. NCBI's taxonomy places the organism in Eukaryota, Metazoa, Chordata, Aves, Accipitriformes, Cathartidae.
GGCGCUGCCCGUUCCCCUCCGCGUCUCUCGGAGCCGCAGCCCGCAGCCAUGGUGGCGUACUGGCGGCAGGCCGGGCUCAGUUACAUCCGGUAUUCCCAGAUCUGUGCCCAGGUUGUUAGAGCAGCAAUGAAGCCUCAGUACAAAGCAGAGGCAGAGAGGGCGGCGAUGGCCACUGUGAAAACUGUGAAACCCAAGAAGGAAUAAAAUGAACUGAUCUGUGGUGAAUACUUUAACAGCAAACUGCAAAGCUGUAGGCAAGCUCAAGACUCUGCAAUAUAAUGUCAUCACAUUAACUGUAAAACUUGCCUCUGUAUGUAAAUCAGCAUGCUAAUAAAUGUAAUUUCUGUUAAA